Molecule: messenger RNA, 1722 nt
Organism: Camponotus floridanus (Florida carpenter ant)
Lineage: Eukaryota; Metazoa; Arthropoda; Insecta; Hymenoptera; Formicidae
Gene: spz6
Exons: 8
Coding region: 127-1371 (414 amino acids)
Biological process (GO): central nervous system formation; regulation of Toll signaling pathway; innate immune response
Cellular component (GO): extracellular region
Molecular function (GO): Toll binding; growth factor activity
Source: RefSeq, a predicted model, not a curated record
CCGUUGGCCGGUAGAUACGUAAAAUCUAACCGCGACUCUCGAGUUAGUGUCCGCGAGAAUUUGACCUUCGCAAAACUUUCCAUCUUCCCCUUGUUACCUGUCCCCCUGAUACUGGACUAACUCGCGAUGGAAUUUCGCACGUUUGUCAUGAUACUCUUGUGCGUAUCCUCGUCCUUUACUGAAGAUCAUGAGAAGUCCAAAAGUACUAAGCCGAUCGCUAACGAUGAAUCCGUUAAAGGAGGCGAGGAUGAUCCUCCAGAAGGAUAUUACGCGUUUGUCGAGUCGCCGAAUGCAGAACCGCCUAGAGUUCGACCACCGCCAUACAUCGAUAGCGACAAGGAAUGUUACGGUAACAAGGAAAAGCAAGGAAAGGGAAUUGUUUCGAUACAUAAUAUCUGCGGUGAUUUAAAUAAAGGCUACAUUCCGCGAAAUCCAAUGAAUCAAUAUGUAAACGGCUCGUCGUAUCCUUUCGCGCUGAUAAAGAAUCAUACCCUCAAAUUCCUCAGCAAGGCGUUGCCGAUCCUCAAAGCUGAUGACUCGUUACCUAAGGUCGCCAAAGUGCACCCAUUGUCGCAGAAUUCUGUCGAUAUGGACGAAGAAGAAACACACGGUAGAAAUAAAAGAUCUAACCCGGAUUUGACUUUAGCUAUGGAUACCAAUCGAAACGGCCGCAAGUUUUGCGAAAACGGUAGCGGAGUAGUGUGCAUGUUGUACAAAGCGAUCCAAGGUGAACCGAUUGCAUCAUCUUCGUCGGUUAUCGAACGUCGGGACGAACCUUCGACGUCCGAGUAUCGUCGAGGAGAACGUGUACCCUCGCAGGAGAAACCCGAGUAUACGGGUCCGCCGACGCCGUGUCCGGCCAAGGUCGAGUACGCGACCCCCGUCUUCGCCAAGAAUUACCAGGGUAUCUGGAGAUACGUGGUGCAGAUACCUUACGAGGGUUACUUCACGCAGACCAUCGAGCUCACCAGAUGCAUGCAAUCGAGAUGCCAUUAUCUGGACGGUGGAUGCUUGUCGUCACCGAGAUGGACGAGUUUGCUGGUGGCCGAGAUAUUUUAUCCGGACGCCCUCUUGGAGGAAAAUCAAGGGUCCAAUAUCGGGUCUGCGACCCGGGAUCCCGUGGCCGGGUCGCCGCCGCCAGUCCACGACUUCCAAAAUUACCAGCAAUAUCUGCAGAAACGCGCGACCACGGGAGAGGCGCGUAACAAUGGCGGCUCUCAGCAACAUCAUUGCGACGGUGUCGACGAAAUGGGUUGCUUCCAAGUACGAUUGUAUUACGAUUGGUUCUUGGUUCCGGGCAGCUGCAAAUGUUGGCGACCGGAUUACUUUAAUCGAUACGUCCGUCGCAGCAAUUCCAACGCCGAAUUAUGAUGAGUUUCACAUCCGAUGAGUUCCACAUCUCGAGAAGAUUUCACAAGAUUUUAUUUACUUCGUCGAGCGAUUAUUUUAAUCGCUGUUGCAUGAAGCCGCAAGGACAUUCAUCCAUCUAACGACAUUCUCAGCCAAGUCGUUUGAAAUAUCGCGCAUAGUCACGCGUUGACAUUUACCUAUUUAUAUGCGAAAUUUUAUUUAUUUAUGCAUGCGCUGUCGAUAAUUAUCCGGGACUAGUUUCUAAGCGCGAUAAUUUGUAGUAUUAUUAUAAUAUUAAAGUAUACACACACACACACACACACACACACACACAUAUAUAUAUUUUACAUACACAUAUAAAUACAUACAAAC